Messenger RNA from Botrytis byssoidea, 1380 nucleotides. RefSeq lists its product as uncharacterized. The coding region runs from base 1 to 1380 and encodes 459 amino acids. The transcript has 3 exons. The record is from RefSeq and is a predicted model, not a curated record. Lineage: Eukaryota; Fungi; Ascomycota; Leotiomycetes; Helotiales; Sclerotiniaceae.
AUGUCUUUUUCUUUUGAGGGACUCAAACCAGAGGAAUUUCAGAUUCUCGAGCAGGAAAAAAUAAUUGGUGCUUCCAUUAACGGGAAGAGAAAAGUUUCUACCGGGCUGUUGAGUCCAGAAAACAGCGAUGGAAGCACUACAUCUUCAUUAAGUUCUGGAUCCACAGCUUCAAUCCGAGUCCUUCACAAAGCUGCAGCAAGCGUUGAAAGUUUCGAACUUCCGGAAAGCCUUGAGUGUCUAGCACUUGUCGAAUAUCUUGGAUACACGAGAACCAAAGCUGCGGAGAUUUUCACAAGAUGGUCUAAUCGUCCAGAUCCAGACUCUAAUCCAUAUUCGCUCAAGGAUCACGCCCUUGUCGAGCUUAGCAAUCUCGAGAGAGAGCAUCUCAGAGGUUUCCUUGAUCGACCGGCAGAGGCAAUGAGACGUCUUGGAAUUUCAGGAGAAAUGGUGAACUGUAUGACAGCUCCAGAACAUAAAGCUAUUUUCGGGACCGAGACACUUGCCGUUUGGUUGGACAUCGCCAUGCGCUCUAGAUAUGGAACCGCGAUGCGAUAUCUCGAUAUUUUGAAGGCUCAAGCCAUUCGAACCAUUCGCACUAACAAGGGCAAGAAGAGAGGAAAGAUUGACGGUGUUUUCCAACCUGGUGGUUCAAUUCCUAACACAGAUGUCGCUUUAGCUAUGAGUUCUGCUUCCAUGAGCUUGGAGUCCAAGUUUGCUGGCGAAAUGUUCCCGCGUGAGUGUGUAACAAUUGUUCAAACUCCCCCGCAGGAUCGCCCAGGAUUCGUCACUUUGUACAAAGGAAAGAGCACGGGGUUCGACUAUCAGAAGACAACGACGCUCGUUAAGGAAAAUGGAAAUCUCAACAUGCAAUUCCUAGCAUCGUACUCUGGGGGAGAUUUCAACGGGCAUGAUUUAGCAUGGUAUUGGACGCGGGAGAAGGAAACUGCGGAGCAGUACCGUCAAUGGGCAGCAAAUUACGAUGUCCACGGCGAGACAUGGAUCAUGCAGAUACAAGUUCCGGAAACAUUCUUGCAGAGCGUCAAUAUCGAGAGAUUGUGGUAUGGAUAUGACUGGAAGCAGUAUCUUUGGUACUGCAAGAAGAUGACUCGCAAUUCUGACAUGCCGGAGAACUUGCGCAAGUAUACCACCGCCGAUGUCAUCGAAGGACAUAUCUGUAAGCGCCAUCCUUCCAUUGUACCAAAGAUUUUGAAACAGGAUGUUCAGCAAAAACUCACGGAGGACGAUUGCUUGGUGUUUGGCAAUGGAAGAAAGCCGACACAGACGGUAUUCAUGAACUGGGAGGUAGUAGAUAGGCUUGAGCCUCUCAUUAGAGGAAACAUGUACAUAGAAGUUCAUCUCGCUUCGGCCAAACAAGCAUAG